AUGGGUCCAGCCCCAGCCUCAAUACUUGACCUCUCGCCGGAAAUUCUGGUUCAGAUAUUGGAAUAUCUAUGCCCACACUGCUCGGGCGAGGUUAAAGGCACGGACACUCGAAGCCUGGGAACUCGGGAUUCACGCCUCGUGGAAGCCUCACAAUCCAACCUACAUGGACUCUCGACAUCUUGCAGGAAGCUGAGAAAUAUUGCACAGCCCUGCUUAUACCACUACAUUGUCCAAACUGAAAACGCCAGGUUGAUUGCCCGUACUCUUCUCCAGCGGCCGAGCCUUGCGCAAACAGUUGAAGGGCUAUCCAUCACUGCCUUGGACUUCAACGGUGAAGAUGAUGAGACCCUCUCAGACGAAGAUUUAGCGACAUUGGAGUUGCAGAUGCAAACAGUUAGCACGGAUGCCCUAGAGAACGACACAUUUGAGCGAGAAAACAUUCUAGGAAUGUUGAUGCUAGGCCAUACCCCCAAUAUACAAAAGCUCUCUGUGUUAACAGAUUCCUUCAUCCCUAUGAUGUAUUAUCCAGACGGGGCCUUAUCUUGCCUCACAAUACUCCGUGCUAACUGCGAUGACACUGAAAAUGGGUUUGGCCUAUCGGCUCUUGCGGGCAUUAUGAGGGCCGCUCCGAAUUUGAAGACAUUCGUUGCAAGUAACCUUGUCAAAGUCUCUCUCGAGGAAGGCGAAAUAUUUAGUGAAAGCGUCACGGAAGUUAAUAUCGCAGAAGCCGCAAUAUGGAAAGAGGAUUUCGACAUGCUAAUUCAAGGGUUUCCAAGCCUUCAAGUCUUCCGCUUCGAGACUGGCGGAGACCGUGCCAAUUAUAUAUGGUGUGCGAGCCCAGCUGAUAUGGCAAAGUCUCUGUUAGCUCGCAAGGAGACACUGAAGAAACUUAACCUCAGCGUAAGUGCUGAAUUUUUCCCUGACGGGAAGCUAGAAAGGGGCGACAUGAUCGACGAUUUGUCUCGCAUGACAGCUCUUGAAUCUAUCACCCUCAACAUCGACUCCAUCUAUACCGAAUUUGGCGCCGACUUCUACGAUAGUGAUUCCGACGACGACUUUUAUGAAUAUGGUCCAUCUCUUAUUGACCUAUUGCCAGAAUCCGUCAGGGUCUUGGGCAUCGUGGAACCUUCAGAUGUUGAAGACGGCAUCAUGGAAUUAGCUGCUUCUGCUCCUGAAAGGUUUCCACUGCUUAGAAAGGUCAUGCUCCAGUACGUGAACGACAAUAUGUACAUGGCGUUCAAGAAGGCAUUCAAGAAGGCAGGGAUAAAGUGCGUUAAGUCCAAACGCUUGGACCUCAUCGUACAUGCAUAG
This is a messenger RNA of Clonostachys byssicola, 1311 nucleotides long. The record is from the annotation of a GenBank genome assembly. Lineage: Eukaryota; Fungi; Ascomycota; Sordariomycetes; Hypocreales; Bionectriaceae.